GCUCUGUGCUUUAUAGCGGCUGCCUAUAAGGAGGGCUGAAAGCUUAGGACACGUACUUUCUGUCCUAAAGUAGAGCAGAAAGUCGGAAAGAUUUUGGAGGAGAAGGCAGGGACAGACAGAAGGGGGGCGUGUGUUCCUCUGGAGUUUCCUUUUUCUUGCUAGUCCUUGCGCGCGCAGUCAUCCCUGCGGUCUGGGGAUUGCGGACAGAGGUGGCGAGGCUCCAUCCCAGCCGGUGGCCAGAGGCUGGGGGCAGGGGAGACCUCAGCACAGAAGCGGUGCCCAGGAAGUUUUCCGACGCAGAGGCAGCAGCGCAGCCUGAUUGCUGCCGCCACGCGGGAGCCCAGGACCCACGCCACCCAACCUCUCCGGCUCUACUUCCUCUCGCCCAGCUGCCCGGGCGCCCAGGUGCCACGCGCGGACCGGACAGCUGUCUGCCCCGCCUGGCUCCACGGUGAAGAAAAAAAAAAAAAAGUGAGGGUGUAAAAGCAACAGAAUAAGAGACGUUUCCUCCAAUUUGCAUCAAGAUGGAAACCUUUUGCUUCAGGGUGUCCUUUUGGGUGGCGCUAGUUGGAUGUGUAAUUAGUGAUAAUCCUGAGAGCUACAGCACCAAUCUAAGCACUCGUAUAGACGAUUUUACCACUUUUCGUGGGACAGAGCUCGGCUUCCUGGUUACCACUCAUCGACCCACUAAUUUGGCCCUACCCAGCAAUGGCUCAAUGAACAACUAUUGUCCACAGCCGACAAAGAUUACUUCAGCUUUCAAAUACAUUAACACUGUGAUAUCUUGUACUAUUUUUAUCGUGGGAAUGGUGGGGAACGCAACUCUCCUCAGAAUCAUUUACCAGAACAAGUGUAUGAGGAAUGGACCCAACGCACUGAUAGCCAGCCUUGCCCUCGGAGACCUUAUCUAUGUGAUCAUUGAUCUCCCUAUCAAUGUAUUUAAGCUGUUGGCUGGGCGCUGGCCUUUUGAUCACAAUGACUUUGGCAUAUUUCUAUGUAAGCUGUUCCCCUUUUUGCAGAAGUCUUCAGUGGGGAUCACCGUCCUCAAUCUCUGUGCUCUCAGUGUUGACAGGUACAGAGCUGUUGCUUCCUGGAGUCGUGUUCAGGGAAUUGGGAUUCCCUUAGUCACUGCCAUUGAGAUUGUCUCCAUCUGGAUCCUUUCUUUUAUCCUGGCCAUCCCUGAAGCAAUUGGCUUUGUCAUGGUGCCCUUUGAAUACAAGGGUCAACAGCAUAAAACCUGUAUGCUCAAUGCCACAUCACGGUUCAUGGAGUUCUACCAAGAUGUGAAGGACUGGUGGCUGUUUGGCUUCUACUUCUGCAUGCCCUUGGUGUGCACCGCAAUCUUCUAUACCCUCAUGACUUGUGAGAUGUUAAACAGAAGGAAUGGAAGCUUGAGAAUUGCCCUCAGUGAACAUCUUAAACAGCGUCGAGAAGUGGCAAAAACAGUUUUCUGCUUGGUUGUAAUUUUUGCUCUUUGCUGGUUUCCUCUUCAUUUAAGCCGUAUUUUGAAGAAAACCGUGUAUAAUGAGAUGGACAAGAACCGAUGUGAAUUACUUAGUUUCUUGCUGCUCAUGGAUUACAUUGGCAUUAACUUGGCAACUAUGAAUUCAUGUAUAAACCCAAUAGCUCUAUAUUUUGUGAGCAAGAAAUUUAAAAAUUGUUUUCAGUCUUGCCUGUGCUGCUGCUGUUACCAGUCCAAAAGUCUGAUGACCUCAGUCCCCAUGAAUGGAACCAGCAUCCAGUGGAAGAACCACGAACAGAACAACCACAACACAGAGAGGAGCAGCCACAAGGAUAGUAUAAACUAGACAUAUUAAGAAACAUUAAUCAGUAUUCCUUCAAACCUUAUUGGAGGGGGGGGGAAAUCACACCGCCACUAUGUCUCCAGAAGUCUCUUCUCCCAUGACUCAGACCCACGCCCGGAAAAUGCUUUCCAAAACAUCAGAGAGUAGACUGGUUCAUGCCCACAAAUUCAAUGAAUCUUACUUCUUUAAUUUAUCUAAUUUACAUAUUCUGUAUGUUAUAUUCAACACUAAAAAAUGGUAAGAGUUGGCAGGGGAAAGGGAGACCGUUAAGUGAAACCAGAAAGAUAUUUACUACAUUUGCAUGAAAAUCGUUUUCACGAACAUGACUAGCUUUCAUGGCUGUUCUGUCAAAUGUUUUAUGAGAACUGGUCACCAUGAAAGUUUGGAGGUUAUAAAAUAGAGAUUUUUUUGUGUUUUUUUUUGUUUGUUUGUUUGUUUUGCAAACACAGUAUGGGCAUAAGUCACCUUAAUUUUGAAAUGUCAUUCAGUGCCAGUAUUUUUAACUAUAUAGUACCCUAAAAAUGAUAUCUGAGUUCAUUUAAAAAAAAAAAAAAAGUAAAACAAUUUA
Messenger RNA from Pipistrellus kuhlii (Kuhl's pipistrelle), 2373 nucleotides. RefSeq names its product endothelin receptor type A (gene EDNRA). Gene Ontology annotation, biological process: G protein-coupled receptor signaling pathway; vasoconstriction; regulation of blood pressure. The record is from RefSeq and is a predicted model, not a curated record. The coding region runs from base 525 to 1808 and encodes 427 amino acids. Gene Ontology annotation, molecular function: endothelin receptor activity. The transcript has 8 exons. NCBI's taxonomy places the organism in Eukaryota, Metazoa, Chordata, Mammalia, Chiroptera, Vespertilionidae. Gene Ontology annotation, cellular component: membrane.